AAAUUUUGAGAUUCAUUUCAUCUAAUAUCUUUCAAUAUGGAGGUUACAUAUUGUUGGGGUGUGCUAGUGAUGUGGGUUGGUGAGUUAGCAGUGGAGAUGAUGUGGAGGCUGAGUAGGAUGCCACCUAUGAGUGAUGAGGAAAAUCCUUUUGGCAGCACCUAUUUCACGUGCAAGAGGCUACGUGCCACAAGCUGUCUCAUUCUGUCUAGUGAUUUUGAACCCAAAUCCGAGGCGCGACAGAUGUCGUGCACUCGUGAGACGGGUCCCACAAGUGCACAAGGCUCGGAACUUAUCCAAAUCACAUCUGACAAUCCAAACUCAGAUCAGAUAUUUCAAAAUUAAUUCCCUAUAUCCAAACACGACUUAACCUCAAAAUCUCUAGAUCAAAUCUCUUAUAAAUUAACUAUCCACUAAAUGAAUUUACAAUCUCCAAUUAAAAUCUCGCUUACAAGAUCAUCAUUUAUAUCUAAAAUCCAUAUUCAAUUUACACGAUGGCUAGCCUUCUAACUCGUCACUCCCCUCGGUUUCCCCGUCCUC
Molecule: messenger RNA, 537 nt
Organism: Rubroshorea leprosula
Lineage: Eukaryota; Viridiplantae; Streptophyta; Magnoliopsida; Malvales; Dipterocarpaceae
Source: the annotation of a GenBank genome assembly